AUGGUAAUUCUGUAUCCGAUGAUUUCAGAGGAGGAGAUUGCAGCCGCUUGCCCAGUCUGUCGUGGGAAUUGCAACUGCAAUGAAUGCUUGCUUAGAGCAGUGACUGUCAAGAAACCGCAAAGGGAAGUAAGUAGAGAGGAGAAAAUCAUACAUGCCCAUUAUAUGCUACGCUUCCUUCUCCCUUUUCUAAAACAGAUUCAUCAAGAACAAAUUAUGGAAAUGGAGUUGGAGGCUAAGAUUCGAGGAUUGUCAUCACCAACCGAAAUGGAAUUACAACAGGCGAUCUCUUUCGAUGAUGAGCGUGUGUACUGUAACAACUGCAAGACGUCCAUUGCCGAUUUGCAUAGAAGCUGUCCGAAAUGCUCCUAUGAACUAUGCCUUAGCUGCUGCCAGGAGAUCCGCGAAGGCUGUUUAAGGGGAGGUGGUGAGGAAAUCACUUGGCAUUUUCCCGACAGAGGGAUAGAUUAUGUGCACGGCGGAGAUCCCCUUCCGAAGUCUAUGAUAGAAGUGGGACUCCCAGAUAGCUCUUCAGGUCAUCACGAGCCAUCGAUUGAAUGGAAGGCCGACCACAAUGGCAGCGUCCGUUGCCCCCCAAAGGAGAUGGGUGGCUGCAGAGACUCCCUUUUGGAGUUGAAGCACAUUCUUCCUAGAAACUGGAUUUCUGAUAUGGAAAAAAAGGCAAAGGAAGUAGCAGCCCAAAGCUGUGAAUUUAUAGGAGUUGCUGAUACUUCGCUCUGCAGUUGCCAUAGUAGCAGGAGUAAUAAGGAUUUGCGGAAAGCAGCUGCGAGGGAAGGUUCAGAUGACAACUAUGUGUAUUGUCCGACUUCAGGCGACAUUAAAGAUGAAGGUCUAGAGCACUUUCAAAGCCAUUGGAUUAAAGGCGAGCCAGUAAUUGUUCGCAAUGAGGUUGAACUUGCCAGUGGCUUGAGCUGGGAGCCGAUGGUCAUGUGGCGUGCAUUGAGUGGUAAGAUGAAUUCGAAGAAAAUUAACAAGGAGCUCGAAGUGAAGGCCAUUGACUGCUUGGUUUGGUGUGAGGUAGAAAUUAAUAAUCACAAAUUUUUCAAGGGAUAUACGGAAGGGCGAAUGCAUAGAAAUCUAUGGCCAGAGAUGCUCAAACUGAAAGACUGGCCCCCUUCUAAUCUCUUUGAAGAGAGGUUACCACGCCACGGAGAUGAAUUCAUCAGCUCGUUGCCAUUUCAGGAAUAUACACAUCCUAAGUUUGGUCUUCUUAAUCUUGCCACAAAGAUGCCAGAGGGAAUCCUGAAGCCGGACAUGGGGCCAAAAUCAUAUAUUGCUUAUGGCAUUCCUGAAGAGCUCGGCCGCGGGGAUUCUGUAACUAAGCUUCAUUGCGAUAUGUCAGAUGCAGUGAAUGUUUUGACACAUACUGCAGAAGUGAACCUUUCCAACCGACAGCAUUCCGCCAUAAAAAUGCUGAAGAGGAGGCAUAAAGAUCAAGAUGAAAGAGAACAUAUCCAUACACAUGAAACAGAUGAGGAGAAGAACAAUGAUUCUGCUUGUUUUCCACCAGAAGAAGGAAUUGAAGAAAGAGGGGGUGCUCUGUGGGACAUUUUCCGAAGACAAGAUGUACCAAAGCUACGAGCUUACCUUAGAAAACACUCAAAAGAAUUUAGGCACAUUCAUUGUUCUCCAGUUGAGAAGGUUGUUCAUCCCAUUCAUGACCAGACUUUCUAUUUAACUUUGGAGCAUAAAAGGAAGCUCAAGGAGGAAUUCGGAAUUGAAGCUUGGACAUUCGAACAAAGACUGGGAGAGGCGGUAUUUAUUCCUGCUGGAUGCCCCCAUCAAGUGAGAAAUCUAAAGUCAUGUACGAAGGUUGCUCUCGACUUUGUUUCACCUGAAAACCUCCACGAGUGCAUCCGUUUAACCGAGGAACUCCGGCUACUUCCUAGGAAUCACAAGGCCAACGAAGACAAAUUAGAGGUAAAGAAAAUGACCCUUCAUGCCGUAAAUCAAGUGGUGAAAGAUUUGCAGGAGUUAGUGCCUACACACGAAAUUGAGUGAUUGUUUGUGACCAUAGAAUAAAAGGUAUUGUUUCAUAAAUAUGUUGUUAAUUUAUAUUAAUGCAAGUAUUGUAGUGGACUUCACAUUCCUAUACCUCAAGUUUAUGUGAUGCAGUUGCAAGCAGUCUUUCUAAUUGAUUUGUAAAUGUUGUUUUAGCUUCUUUGAGAUUGCGAUUAAGGAAAUGGGAGAAAUAUUUAGUAGCCAUUGCAGCCUGCAACUGACUUCAUCAAUGGUUCUCUUUCAAGCUCUAUGCAUGAUGGAGAAAAGAUAGAUUGAUCAUACAGCUCUAUAGAUAACAUAUGAAUGUAAUAUGUUCAACGGAUGAGAUGGAAGAUUGUGUUUGUGUUUAUGCAAGUAAUGAAUGUUGUAUAUAUAAUUACUAGGGGAAGUAGCACGUGCAACGGACAUUAAGAGAGGAAUGGAAAGAGAAAAGAGGGAGAGAAAAUGGGAGGAGAGGAUGUGGCUACAAGAUCUUCAAUGUUGGAUGAUCCAUCCACUCUUC
This is a messenger RNA of Magnolia sinica, 2521 nucleotides long. Its product is annotated as lysine-specific demethylase JMJ29-like. Gene Ontology annotation, biological process: regulation of transcription by RNA polymerase II. Gene Ontology annotation, cellular component: histone deacetylase complex; chromatin. The transcript is spliced from 11 exons. Lineage: Eukaryota; Viridiplantae; Streptophyta; Magnoliopsida; Magnoliales; Magnoliaceae. The record is from RefSeq and is a predicted model, not a curated record. Bases 1 to 2019 code for a protein of 672 amino acids. Gene Ontology annotation, molecular function: histone H3K9 demethylase activity; chromatin DNA binding; transcription coregulator activity.